AUGACAACAAUUGGUUAUGGGGAUAUUGUUCCAUCUAAUAUGUAUGAAGCUUUAUUUGUGACUAUUAAUAUGAUUGUUAUGAGUUGUUGUUUUGCAUACUCUAUAAAUAAUAUAGGCAGUAUACUAAAAGAAAUAGAAAAAGAACAAGAAUAAUUAAAUAAUAAUAUAAUUACAAUACAAAGAUAUUUGGAUAGAAAAAAUACGAAUUUUGAAUUAAAAAGUAGAGUGAGAAAUUAUUUAUAUUUUUUAAGUUCAGAAUAAAAAAAUAGAGAUUAAAACGAAGAGGAAAAAGUACUAAAUAAAAUAUCAAACAAACUUCGAGAUGAAAUAACAUUAGAAAUAAAUUCUAAAAUUUUAUCUAAUUAAAAAAUAAUUAGUUAAAUGUUUUCUUAAAAAACUUUAAAUAAAAUAAUCUAUGCGAUGAAAGAAGUUCUUAUUUCUCCAAAUGAAAUAAUUUUUAAAAAUGAUGAAGUUGAUGAUUAAUCCAUAUAUUUUAUUGAAAGUGGGAUUGUAGAAAUUUUUUAUUUAUAAAUUAAUAAAAGCAAAAGCAUUAUUCAUUAACUAGGAAAAAAUUAAAUGUUUGGCGAAUUAUCUUUUUUUUCAGGUUUAGCUAGAAAAGCAUCUGCUAGAAGUGUAAAUUUAUCAACUCUUUAUAAGAUUUCAAGAAGAGAUUUUAUAGAUAUAAUAAAAGAUAAUUAGGAAGAUUUCGAAAAAUUUUAAAUGAUAAAAGAAAAAAUUAUUUUUUAGCAAAAUUAUUAACCAAUAACUACUAAUUGCUACUUUUGCAAUUCUAGAUCUCAUUUAGCUUAAAAUUGUUAUAAAUUGCAUUAUUCAUUUGAUAAAUAAUUCAUUAUUCUUAAAAAUAAUUAUUAUGAAUCUUAAACUAGGUUAAAAUAGGUAAAAAGACGGAACAAGUUUUUAAAAAAAGCAAUGUAAUUAAUUUAUUAUUUAUAUUCAAAAAAAAAAAUAUAAAAAUUAUUAAAAUAAAAACUAGAAUUUUAGCACACAAUAAUAAAUUUAUUUGUAUAAAAUUUAAAUUCUUACACCGUAAUUAAAAUUUAUAAAAAUUCUUAAAAGAUAAUUAUUCUGAACUUUCUUAUUCUUCUACUUAUACUUCCGAAUCAUAAAAUUAAAUAUCAAAUCAAAAUAAUGAGAGCUAAAUUGAAAAUAACGAGAAAAGUGAUUAAUAUAAUAAUGAAUAUUGUAGUAUGA
Molecule: messenger RNA, 1212 nt
Organism: Ichthyophthirius multifiliis
Lineage: Eukaryota; Ciliophora; Oligohymenophorea; Hymenostomatida
Exons: 3
Source: RefSeq, a predicted model, not a curated record